This is a messenger RNA of Xenia sp. Carnegie-2017, 2571 nucleotides long. RefSeq names its product neuropeptide FF receptor 2-like. The coding region runs from base 551 to 1513 and encodes 320 amino acids. Gene Ontology annotation, cellular component: membrane. NCBI's taxonomy places the organism in Eukaryota, Metazoa, Cnidaria, Anthozoa, Malacalcyonacea, Xeniidae. The record is from RefSeq and is a predicted model, not a curated record. Gene Ontology annotation, biological process: G protein-coupled receptor signaling pathway. Gene Ontology annotation, molecular function: G protein-coupled receptor activity. The transcript has a single exon.
UGAUUCAAAUAUGAUCACGUGUGAAGUGCAUAGAGUCAUAUCAUAAACCUACGUAUUUUUCUGUUGGACGUUCAAACAGUCUGUGACGAUAAAAACUUCUGACAAGGCUUGAAGCAUUUCUGCCUGUAAAUAACAGCAUAGUGUUUAAUUCAGGAAGAUUUUCGUUUGCAGCCUGAUUUUUGUUCGUGAAUAAUGUAUACAUUGGAAAUCGAAAAACUUUCCAUGAGCAAUUUUCAAGCUGCUACUGCCAUCACCUGCUAGCUGCAUAUCCUAAACAAACACGGCAAAGCUGAAGGUUGCUUUGUUGCUUUGUAGCUCGAUCAUUAGACAUAAUUUGGUGCGGAUAGUUGUCAUAACGAAACAUUUGUCAAUUCAUAACUGUGGGAAAACAACUAUUGCUUAAAUGUCGAUUGUAUUCAUAACCAAGAUGCACAUAUACAUAAAGGAUUCGCUUCAACAUAUACGGAAGGUUUCAUAUAGUUUCUAUUAUUGAACUUAUUUCAUUGGAAAUGAUACAUUACCAUUAAGGUAAGCGAUAAAAAUCUUAUCAAUGGCUGAUGUAGAGGAAGGAUUUAAGGCACUUGGACUGUCAUCGUUGAUUCUUUUUACUUUCCUUGGGAAUUGUUUGGUACUCGCCGUGAUCUUUCGUCGUCUUCCCCAACUGUUAUCAAAACCUCUCUAUGUAUUUAUUUGUAAUAUCUGUGUGGCGGACGUGUUGUCUACUUUGUUCGUGAUGACAUUUGAAGUUUCCGAGGAGCUAACACACAAGUGGAUGUUUGGUGAAGUGGCUUGCAAAACCAUCGAGUAUUUGGAAAUAAGUUUGUUUGGAGUGAAUAUUUUCAGUCAUGUGUUCAUCGCCCUCGAGCGCUACCGUAGUGUCGUGCAACCUUUGAAACCCCAAAUGAAAUUAAAGACUGCAAAAAAAUUAGUUUUCUUUUCAUGGUGUUUUCCUUUUAUCAUCUGUUUGCCUUCUCUCUACAUGUUACAUUUGAAAGAGAAAAUAUGCACGUCUCGAUCGUUGCCAUGGUUGUGGUUAGACAAACUCGUCCUUACUGUUGGAUUGUUAACCAUGUUUUUGAUUCCCUGGUUCCUCAUCAUGUUCAUGUACAUGCGCAUUGUUAUUAAACUGUAUCAACGCAAAAAGCGAGCAGACGUGGUGCUGUCCCAACAAACAGGACAAACUUUUCAUAUUGCUGCGAUACACGGUUCCCGUGUAUCUGUCAUCGUUGCCACAGUAUUCCUUAUCUGUUGGAUGCCACUUAUCCUCGUAUACGGUGUGCGUUUGUUCAAAGAGGUUGAAAGUGUUUCUCGAACGAGUCGAAUUUAUGUUACAGCUCUUUAUUCGUCGUUCACGAGCGAACUUCUUACGCCAUUUAUAUAUUGUGCUUUUGAUCGAAAGAUAGGACCUGCUUUUUUCAACGCUCUGAAAUGUCGCCUCUCGGUUAUUUCCCCCCGUGAGCCAGAGCUUGAAGGGACAACACGCACACAAACACGGGUCAACAUUCAGACUUAGGUAAAUCAUUGUUUCAUAAGCUGUUGUAUACUUGAUGUAUCAGCUUUCGAGACCGCAUUAAGUGCUCUGACAUGUUUGAGAAAUUUGAUUGAUGAAGUCGUGAUUAUACAGCUCAGGAAAGAUGAUUAUGUUUGAGGAACUUUGUUGUGUGAGGAAUUAAAAAUCACAAAAAAUUUACUUUGAUAAACGAGUCUACAUCGUUGAAUUAUGAUUUAAAUUUUAAUAGUUUUAAAAACAUGAUUCCUGUUUCUAAGGCGUCAAUUGACAAAAAGUAGACAGAAAAAGAGCAAGCAACUGAAUAUUUUAUUUGGGCGAUUAUUAUUUGGACAUAAUCGAUACAAGUUUUGAUGUAGGAGAUAAUUGCUAACGGCCUUAUUUUUGAAAAGUUAAAGAUUUAUGAUAAACUUCUCAAAAAAUGAAUCAAAGUUGCGUGGAAAGCUCAUCUUAGAUUCGAGCAAAUCGAAAACCAGAAAAUGAUUUGCAAGAUUAAAAGAUAUCAAGAAAAGAAAAACCGACCCCACCAACUCGUUGUUUUUUUAAUUAUUUCUCUCAUUGUGAUGAAGCUUCAAUAUUUAGGCAGAUGUUCAAUAUUAGCGACGCAGCCUGCUUUAUAAUUGGAGAGGUGGAGCCUUGUAAUGUUCACAUAGGGCGAAAACAAUUCUUUUCAAAGGAAGAAAAUGACGAGUUUCAUGCUACAAACGAGAGAUAUCACUUAUUUCUCUUUUCGCAGCACGUGUGUACGCAUACAUUUUAUCUAGUUGUUCACCUCUGUAGUAGUAUAACUGUAAAGUAUGUUAUUUCAGCACUGAUGAGUAAUGUAGAUAAUGACAAUAUUAUCUGCCUAUAUAAAACAAUGGGUAAUGACAAGUUUCAAACAAACAGAGCAACUAAGAGUUGGCGUUGUCCAACCGGAGUUUUAAGUUUGGCUCCCAAUACGAGACAAUCAAUUUAUCAAAUUUUAUCAGUGACCUGUCGAUGUAGCGUCUAUCCCUAUGUAUGUAGAGUCCAUUUAGUAGGAAGUAUUACUUUCUUGAAUUGCAAUAAAGGCAAAAAUCAAA